UGGAGUAUGUGUCCCGCUGGCAAAGAGCAAAAUAGGUGAAGGGCAAACCUGUGCAUGAGCAGCAACGAAGGAUGUGUUAAAUGCAGUUUCUCCUAAAUGGACCAUGCCCUGUGCUACAGAUAGUGACAAAAGAAAUGCUGGUUCUCCCAAAUAAUCUCCCAGCCCUUGCUCCACUUUAUCUGGUGGGUGUUUCACUGUUUCUCUCUCCCUCAGCCUCUCCUGCCAUCCGUGUUCUGGUACUACCUGCUGGAGCUCUCCUUCUACUGCUCGCUGGUCUUCACCCUGCCCUUUGAUGUGAAGAGGAAGAGUGCUCUAUAACACCUACUAUUACUCCAUGGAGAUAUUCCAGCCCUUCUUUGGAUACUACUUUGUGAAUGUUCUCCUGAUACCUCUGCAGCUGCUCCACGUCUUCUGGUCCUGCCUAAUUAUUCACAUGCUCUACAAGUUUGUCCUCCAGGGCACGGCAGCCAAUCCCCUGGCUCAGCACCCCAAAAGCAGCCCCAGCUCACCCGUCAGAGGCUGCAAACAAGGUUACCUCCAGAGACGCCAGUGCACUCGUCCCCACAGCCCUGAUCCUAGGAGAGCAGGAGACGCCGAGCUCUCAGGUGGGCACCCCUCGGGCACAUCUCCAGGCUGUCCCGCAGCAGCAGGCAGUGUCCUCAGCCCUGGGCUCGCUACAGGAAAGGCGGCUGAGGUUUCCCGCACCCCAGCUCUAUGAGGAUGCAUCCGGCUGUCAGGCAGCACUGCUCAGCACCCAGGCCCGUGUGGCAGAGCUGGAAAGCCAGGUCCGGACACUGGAGCUGGAGCAGGCGCAGCACAGACUGUUGCUGGAGAGUCUCCAGCAGCGGCACCGCGAGGACCUAGAACUCCUCGAGAGUGCCCACAGGAGCCGGGUGAAGGUGAUGGAGG
Molecule: messenger RNA, 909 nt
Organism: Cuculus canorus (common cuckoo)
Lineage: Eukaryota; Metazoa; Chordata; Aves; Cuculiformes; Cuculidae
Product: ceramide synthase 4-like
Exons: 8
Coding region: 335-718 (127 amino acids)
Source: RefSeq, a predicted model, not a curated record